Acanthosepion pharaonis is the source of this 5400-nucleotide messenger RNA. The record is from the annotation of a GenBank genome assembly. NCBI's taxonomy places the organism in Eukaryota, Metazoa, Mollusca, Cephalopoda, Sepiida, Sepiidae.
AUGAACUAUCAUCUAUUGGAAAUAGAGUGCGUUCGACACAUCUGUCUUCUCCAUCUAUCUAUCUAUCUAUCUAUCUAUCUAUCUAUCUAUCUAUCUAUCUAUUUCAAACUCGAUUCUCUCUCUCUCUCUCUCUCUCGCUUCCUUUUCACUUCAUUCCUUUCAUUUUUCUUUCUUUUCUCUUUCUCUUCAUCGGCGACUUUCUCUCUCUUCCUUUUCACUUCAUUCCUUUCAUUUUUCUUUCUUUUCUCUUUCUCUUCAUUGGCGACUCUCUCUCUCUCUCGCUUCCUCUUCACUUCAUUCCUUUUACUUUUCUUUCUUUUCUCUUUCUCUUCAUCGGCGACUCUCUCUCUCUCUCUCUCUCUCGCUUCCUUUUCACUUCAUUCCUUUCAUUUUUUCUUUCUUUUCUCUUUCUCUUCAUUGGCGACUCUCUCUCUCGCUUCCUCUUCACUUCAUUCCUUUUACUUUUCUUUCUUUUCUCUUUCUCUUCAUUGGCGACUCUCUCUCUCUCGCUUCCUCUUCACUUCAUUCCUUUUACUUUUCUUUCUUUUCUCUUUCUCUUCAUUGGCGACUCUCUCUCUCGCUUCCUUUUCCCUUCAUUCCUUUUACUUUUCUUUCUUUUCUCUUUCUCUUCAUUGGCGACUCUCUCUCUCUCGCUUCCUCUUCACUUCAUUCCUUUUACUUUUCUUUCUUUUCUCUUUCUCUUCAUUGGCGACUCUCACUCUCUCUCUCGCUUCCUUUUCCCUUCAUUCCUUUUACUUUUCUUUCUUUUCUCUUUCUCUUCAUUGGCGACUCUCUCUCUCUCGCUUCCUCUUCACUUCAUUCCUUUUACUUUUCUUUUCUUUUCUCUUUCUCUUCAUUGGCGACUCUCUCUCUCUCUCCUUCCUUUUCCUUCAUUCCUUUUACUUUUCUUUCUUUUUCUCUCUCAAUUGGCGACUCUCUCUCUCUCCUUCCUCUUCACUUCAUUCCUUUUACUUUUCUUUCUUUUCUCUUUCUCUUCAUUGGCGACUCUCUCUCUCCUUCCUUUUUCCCUUCAUUCCUUUUACUUUUCUUUCUUUUCUCUUUCUCUUCAUUGGCGACUCUCUCUCUCCUUCCUUUUCCCUUCAUUCCUUUUACUUUUCUUUCUUUUUCUCUUUCUCUUCAUUCAUGGCGUCCUCUCUCUCUCUCGCUUCUUUUCCUUUCAUUCCUUUCCUUUUUCUUUCUUUUCACUUUCUCUUCAUUGGCGACUCUCUCUCUCUUCCUCUCUUCACUUCAUUCCUUUUACUUUUCUUUUCUUUUCUCUUUCUCUUCAUUGGCGACCUCUCUCUCUCUCGCUUCCUCUUCACUUCAUUCCUUUUUUUUUUUUCUUUUCUCUUUCUCUUCAUUGGCGACACUCUCUCUCUCUCGCUUCCUUUUCACUUCAUUCCUUUUACUUUUCUUUCUUUUCUCUUUCUCUUCAUUGGCGACUCUCUCUCUCUCGCUUCCUCUUCACUUCAUUCCUUUUACUUUUCUUUCUUUUCUCUUUCUCUUCAUUGGCGACUCUCUCUCUCUCGCUUCCUUUUCACUUCAUUCCUUUCAUUUUUCUUUCUUUUCUCUUUCUCUUCAUUGGCGACUCUCUCUCUCUCUCUCGCUUCCUUUUCACUUCAUUCCUUUCAUUUUUCUUUCUUUUCACUUUCUCUUCAUUGGCGAUUCUCUCUCUCUCUUGCUUCCUUUUCACUUCAUUCCUUUCAUUUUUCUUUCUUUUCUCUUUCUCUUCAUUGGCGACUCUCUCUCUCUCGCUUCCUUUUCACUUCAUUCCUUUCAUUUUUCUUUCUUUUCUCUUUCUCUUCAUUGGCGACUCUCUCUCUCUCCUUCCUCUUCACUUCAUUCCUUUUCUUUUCUUUCUUUUCUCUUUCUCUUCAUUGGCGACUCUCUCUCUCUCUCUUCCUCCUCACUUCAUUCCUUUCACUUUUCUUUCUUUUCUCUUUCUCUUCAUUGGCGACUCUCUCUCUCUCUCUCCUUCCUUUUCACUUCAUUUCCUUUUCAUUUUCUUUCUUUUCUCUUUCUCUUCGUGGCGAUUCUCUCUCUCUUGCUUCCUUUUCACUUCAUUCCUUUUAUUUUCUUUCUUUUCUCUUUCUCUUCAUUGGCUCUCUCUCUCUCUCCUUCCUUUUCACUUCAUUUCCUUUCAUUUUCUUUCUUUUCUCUUUCUCUUCAUUGGCGACUCUCUCUCUCUCCUUCCUCUUCACUUCAUUCCUUUUACUUUUCUUUCUUUUCUCUUUCUCUUCAUUGGCGACUCUCUCUCUCUCUCCUUCCUUUUCCCUUCAUUCCUUUCAUUUUUCUUUCUUUUCUCUUUCUCUUCAUUGGCGACUCUCUCUCUCUCUCUCGCUUCCUUUUCCCUUCAUUCCUUUUACUUUUCUUUCUUCUCUCUUUCUCUUCAUUGGCGACUCUCUCUCUCUCUCCUUCCCUUUUCCCUUCAUUCCUUUCAUUUUCUUUCUUUUCUCUUUCUCUUCAUUGGCGACUCUCUCUCUCUCUCUCUCGCUUCCUUUUCACUUCAUUCCUUUCAUUUUUCUUUCUUUUCUCUUUCUCUUCAUUGGCGACUCUCUCUCUCUCGCUUCCUCUUCACUUCAUUCCUUUUACUUUUCUUUCUUUUCUCUUUCUCUUCAUUGGCGACUCUCUCUCUCUCGCUUCCUUUUCCCUUCAUUCCUUUUUACUUCUUUCUUUUCUCUUUCUCUUCAUUGGCGACUCUCUCUCUCUCUCUCUUCCUCUUCACUUCAUUCCUUUUACUUUUCUUUCUUUUCACUUUCUCUUCAUUGGCGACUCUCUCUCUCUCUCCUUCCUUUUCCCUUCAUUCCUUUUACUUUUCUUUCUUUUCUUUUUCUUCAUUGGCUCUCUCUCUCUCUCUCCUUUUCCCUUCAUUCCUUUUACUUUUCUUUUCUUUUCUCUUUCUCUUCAUUGGCGACUCUCUCUCUCUCUUCCUCCUUUUCACUUCAUUCCUUUCAUUUUUCUUUCUUUUCUCUUUCUCUUCAUUGGCGACUCUCUCUCUCUCUCUCGCUUCCUUUUCCUUCAUUCCUUUCAUUUUCUUUUUCUUUCUUUCUCUUUCUCUUCAUUGGCGAAUCUCUCUCUCUCUCUCUUCCUUCCUUUUCACUUCAUUUCCUUUCAUUUUUCUUUCUUUUCUCUUUCUCUUCAUUGGCGACUCUCUCUCUCUCUUCCUUUUCCUUCAUUCCUUUUAUUUUUCUUUCUUUUCUCUUUCUCUUCAUUGGCGACUCUCUCUCUCUCUCUCCUUCCUUUUCCUUCAUUCCUUUUGCUUUCUUUCUUUUCUCUUUCUCUUCAUUGGCGACCCUCUCUCUCUCUUCCUUUUCCCUUCAUUCCUUUUUCUUUCUUUUCUUUCUUUCACUUUCUCUUCAUUGGCGACUCUCUCUCUCUCUUCCUUUUCCCUUCAUUCCUUUUCUCUUUCUCUUUCUUUUCUUUCUCUUCAUUGGCGACUCUCUCUCUCUCUCUCCUUCCUUUUCACUCUCAUUCCUUUCAUUUUUCUUUUUUCUUUUCUCUUUCUCUUCAUUGGCGUCUCUCUCUCUCUCUCUCCUUCCUUUUCCUUCAUUCCUUUCAUUUUUCUUUCUUUUCACUUUCUCUUCAUUGGCGACUCUCUCUCUCUCUCUCUCCUUCCUCUUCACUUCAUUCCUUUCAUUUUUCUUUCUUUUCUCUUUCUCUUCAUUGGCGACUCUCUCUCUCUCUCUCGCUUCCUCUUCACUUCAUUCCUUUCAUUUUUCUUUCUUUUCACUUUCUCUUCAUUGGCGACUCUCUCUCUCUCUCGCUUCCUUUUCCCUUCAUUCCUUUCACUUUUCUUUCUUUUCUCUUUCUCUUCAUUGGCGACUCUCUCUCUCUCUCGCUUCCUCUUCACUUCAUUCCUUUCAUUUUUCUUUCUUUUCACUUUCUCUUCAUUGGCGACUCUCUCUCUCUCGCUUCCUCUUCACUUCAUUCCUUUCAUUUUUCUUUCUUUUCUCUUUCUCUUCAUUGGCGACUCUCUCUCUCUCGCUUCCUCUUCACUUCAUUCCUUUUACUUUUCUUUCUUUUCUCUUUCUCUUCAUUGGCGACUCUCUCUCUCUCGCUUCCUUUUCCCUUCAUUCCUUUUACUUUUCUUUCUUUUCUCUUUCUCUUCAUUGGCGACUCUCUCUCUCUCUCUUCCUUUUCCCUUCAUUCCUUUCACUUUUCUUUCUUUUCUCUUUCUCUUCAUUGGCGACUCUCUCUCUCUCCUUCCUUUUCCCUUCAUUCCUUUCAUUUUCUUUCUUUUCUCUUUCUCUUCAUUGGCGACUCUCUCUCUCUCCUUCCCUCUUCCCUUCAUUCCUUUCCUUUUCUUUCUUUUCUCUUUCUCUUCAUUGGCGACUCUCUCUCUCUCCUUCCUUUUCCCUUCAUUCCUUUUAUUUUCUUUCUUUUCUCUUUCUCUUCAUUGGCGACUCUCUCUCUCUCCUUCCUUUUCCCUUCAUUCCUUUUACUUUUCUUUUUCUUUUCUCUUUCUCUUCAUUGGCGACUCUCUCUCUCUCCUUCUCACUUCAUUCCUUUCAUUUUUCUUUUCUUUUCUCUUUUCUCUUCAUUGGCGACUCUCUCUCUCUCUCUUCCUCUUCACUUCAUUCCUUUCAUUUUUCUUUCUUUUCUCUUUCUCUUCAUUGGCGACUCUCUCUCUCUCUUUCCUUUUCCUUCAUUCCUUUUUACUUUUCUUUCUUUCUCUUUCUCUUCAUUGGCGACUCUCUCUCUCUCCUUCCUUUUUCCCUUCAUUCCUUUCCUUUUCUUUCUUUUCUCUUUCUCUUCAUUGGCGACUCUCUCUCUCUCGCUUCCUUUUCCCUUCAUUCCUUUCACUUUUCUUUCUUUUCUCUUUCUCUUCAUUGGCGACUCUCUCUCUCUCUUUCUCUCUCGCUUCCUCUUCACUUCAUUCCUUUUACUUUUCUUUCUUUUCUCUUUCUCUUCAUUGGCGACUCUCUCUCUCUCUUUCUCUCUCGCUUCCUCUUCAAUUCAUUCCUUUCACUUUUCUUUCUUUUCUCUUUCUCUUCAUCGGCGACUCUCUUUCUCCCACUCUCGUUUCCUCUCCUCUUCGCUUUUUUCCUUUUCUUUUUUUUCUCUUCAUCAGCAAGUCUUUCUUUCUCGCUUCCUCUCCAUUUCACUUUUACAUCUUUUUUCUCUUUCUUUUUCUUCAUCAGCGACUCUCUCUCUCUCUCGCUUCUUCUCCUAAACGCCACCUCUCUCUCUCUCUCUCUCUCUCUCUCUCUCUCUCUCGCUCUAUCUCCAAUUCAUUCUUUUGACUUUUUCUUCUCUUUUUCUUCAUCAGUGAUUCUCUCUCGCUUCCUCUUCGCUUCACUCUUUUCACUUUUAUACUUUCUCUUUCUCUUCGUCAACGACUCUCUCUCUCUCUCUCGCGCUUCCUUUUCACUUUACUUUUCUUCUCUUUCUAUUCAUUAA